AUGCUGCGCGUGCUGCGCAAGGGAGGAGCGGGCCGCGGCGGCCGUGUACGCCCCGUUGGGGCGAUUCUGCGUCGCUGGAAGAGCGAAGAGACCGCCCCACCGGUGCAGAAGCUCAGCGACGACAUCCGCCGCUCGCAGGAGGAGACACGGCGUGUGUUGCUGCUGAUCCGCACCUUCAAGCAGUAUGGACACUACGUCGCCCAGAUCGACCCACUGCAGAAACGGGAAAAGCUGCCGGAGCUGGAGCGCUGGAUCAACGGAGACCGCUGGGUAGAGACGCCUUUCUUCGACGAGUUCAAUCUGCGCAGCCUCGCGUCCAAGAAUCUGCUCGAGCUCACGACGCACGGCUUCACGGCCAGUGACUUGGACCGCGAGUUCUUCAUCGGGCAAGAUCUUUCAAUUGGGCCUGUAGCGACACUGCGAGAGAUUGUGACGGAGCUGCGAGAACUGUUCUGUGGACACAUCGGACUGGAGUACCAACACCUGCGCAACCGUGACGCUGCGUUAUGGAUCCGUGAGCGCCUGGAGAAGUACAAGAAGGUUGAUAUGCUGCGCCAAAUGGUGCAGGCAGAACUCUUCGAGCGAUUUCUAGGCCGACGUUUCUCCGGAGCUAAGCGUUUCUCUAUCGAAGGAGGCGAGAGCUUGAUUCCUGGUCUCUGUGAAUUGCUGGAGAGCGCCAGUGACCACGGUGUGGAGGUCGUGCAGAUGGGAAUGGCUCAUCGUGGCCGUCUAAACGUCCUUGCCAAUGUUCUGCAGCGACCUCUGCGCUCCAUUAUUUCUCAGUUCCAGCCAUACUUGCCAGAUGAACCGGAUUACCCGAACAACUCUGACGAUGUCCGGUAUCACCUCGGAACCUCGUCAGGCAUUGAAAUGCGGAACGGGAAACGUCUGGAGGUGAAUUUGGCCGCUAACCCGUCGCACCUCGAGGCGGUGAACCCUGUUGUGCUUGGUCAGGCGCGUGCUUGCCAAACCCAGCUAGGAGACAAUGGUAGUCGCGUUAUGCCGAUUCUGAUCCACGGAGACGCUUCAAUGUUCCAGGGAUCGGUCCGAGAGGCAUUGGGAUUCAGUUCACUGGAGGACUUUCGAACGGGAGGAACGAUUCAUGUGAUUAUCAACAACCAAAUCGGAUUUACCACGCUGCCAAAGAACGCUGACUCGGCAGUGUAUUGCACUGAUGUAGCCAAGGCUUCCAGAAGUCCGAUUUUUCACGUCAACGCUGAUGAUCCGGAGGCAGUAGCGAAGGUGAUGAGAAUCGCCGUUGAAUUCCGACAAACUUUCCACUGUGACGUGACUGUCGAUUUAGUGUGCUACCGUCGGCAUGGCCACAACGAACAAGAUUCACCUGAAAUCACAGCACCAGUCAUGUAUCACUUCAUCAACAAGCACCCGACAGAACACCUUCUUUCGGAGUAUCACCACUCGCGUGAAAUGCAUUCUGGAUGGGACAACCCGGGCGACACGUCGUGGAAAACCGAGUGGUAUGCGGAGAGCAAGAGCUCGCCACCAAAUCCCACUGAGGAAGCUCCAACCACCUGCCAACUAGGCGACAAGCAAGUUUACGAUAGAUCGACAGGUGUCGAUAAAAAGUUUCUCGAGCAGGUUGGGGCCCAGUUGUUCCGGAUCCCCCAAGGAUUUUCUGCACACCGAAAGGUUGAAGCCAUUAUGAACAAUCGUCUGCGCGCUGUUGAGACUGGGGCCCGCGUGGACUGGGCAACGGCCGAAAUGCUAGCGUUUGGUUGCCUACUGGUGGAAGGAGUUGAUGUUCGGCUCAGUGGACAAGACUGCGAGCGUGGCACGUUCAACCAACGUCAUGCCGUUCUUUACGACCAAUUUGAAGCUCUGUCCGGACGCAAUUCAUCGUACACGCCCCUGCAUAACAUUGAUGUGGAGGGCAUCAGGAGCAUGCUGCAAAUGACUGGAUUGGAAAAAGCGCCGCGAGGUCGCUUCGAUGUGGUCAAUAGCCCCCUCAGCGAAGAAGGUGUGCUUGGAUUCGAGUAUGGCUAUUCAUUGCAGACUCCCAUGGGUUUGACGAUAUGGGAAGCUCAAUUCGGCGACUUUGCCAAUGGUGCCCAAACGAUGAUCGACACCUUCAUUACUACUGGCGAACAAAAGUGGCAACGGCAGUCAGGUAUCGUUCUCAACUUGCCCCACGGCUUUGAAGGGCAAGGACCCGAGCACAGUAGUGCACGGAUCGAACGUUUUCUCCAGCUAGUCAAUGAAGACAGCGAUGAUUUCGCGGCGGAGGAAGAUGUCGAUGCUGCCAAUACGCGAGCAAAUGUGCAAGUGGUGAUUCCAUCCACUCCUGCUCAAUAUUUCCACGCGCUCAGGAGGCAGAUCUCCUCCAGCUACCGCAAACCUUUGAUUAUGUUCACCCCGAAGUCGCUUCUCCAUCACCGCCCGUGUAACUCGGAUUUGGCUGACUUCACGCUUGGGACUUCGUUCCAGCGAGUGCUCCCGCCGCACCCUGACGACCAAGUGACGAUGGUGAACGACGAUGAGAUUUGCAAGCUAGUUAUCUGCUGCGGCAAAAUCUACUAUCCUGUUCGCCUUGGCCUGCGAAGCCGUGGAAUCCGAGACAUUGCCACGGCUCGCAUCGAGCAAUUGGCCCCGUUUCCAUUCCAUGAAGUGGCCGACUGUAUUGCUCGCUAUCCGAAAGCAGAAAUCGUGUGGGUCCAGGAAGAACCGAAGAACAUGGGCGCUUACGCUCAUGUAUUCCCUCGGCUACUGACGGUGAUGAAGCAGCUCGGAGACUCUCGAAAGCUGUCCUACAUCGGACGCCCACCAUCCGCGUCACCAGCGACAGGACAGUAUGAAGUCCACGUUCAGGAGAUGAAAACGAUCGUCGAUGAGGCGCUGGCAUGA
This is a messenger RNA of Phytophthora sojae, 2862 nucleotides long. RefSeq lists its product as hypothetical. Gene Ontology annotation, cellular component: oxoglutarate dehydrogenase complex; mitochondrion. Gene Ontology annotation, molecular function: thiamine pyrophosphate binding; oxoglutarate dehydrogenase (succinyl-transferring) activity. The transcript has 9 exons. Lineage: Eukaryota; Oomycota; Peronosporomycetes; Peronosporales; Peronosporaceae. Bases 1 to 2862 code for a protein of 953 amino acids. Gene Ontology annotation, biological process: tricarboxylic acid cycle. The record is from RefSeq and is a predicted model, not a curated record.